AUGGUUCACAAUAAUAUAGGAAGUAAUCCAGCAGGUAGAGAAGUGUUAAAUUUCACGUAUCAUGAUGCUAGCACUAGUACUGCUGCUUCUCAAGAACAUCAUGGCCAUGUGAUCAGAGAACAAGAUCUACUGCUGCCAAUAGCUAAUGUAGGCCGUAUCAUGAAGCAAAUCCUCCCACCAAAUGCAAAGAUCUCUAAAGAAGCUAAAGAAACCAUGCAAGAAUGUGUUUCAGAGUUCAUUAGCUUUGUGACAGGAGAAGCUUCGGAUCAUUGUCGCAAAGAGAAGAGAAAGACUGUCAACGGAGACGAUGUUAGUUGGGCGAUGAUGAAUCUAGGGUUUGAUGAUUAUGCAGAACCAUUAAAGAGGUAUUUGCAUAAGAUUAGGGAGCUCGAUGGUGAAAGGGCCAACCAAAAAGGGGCUAGCAGCAGUAGUAAUGAAGAGAAAGAUCAUCUUCGUCAUGCUCAUCAAGAAACUUCAUCUAAUUACAGAUCUACAGGUAAUCAAGUUCCUCGAAAAGCUACUGUUUCCUCAUCACCGAAUCUUUUCAAAUUCAGCGUUAUCGAUAAACGAAAUAGAUUUUAG
Messenger RNA from Lactuca virosa, 582 nucleotides. The record is from the annotation of a GenBank genome assembly. Lineage: Eukaryota; Viridiplantae; Streptophyta; Magnoliopsida; Asterales; Asteraceae.